CUUAACAGGUCCUCAUCAUUGGGUAGUCUUGCGAAUGGACUCUCCACCCGCUUUGAUCACCGAGGCAACGGCGAAGAUUUGGAUGAGGCUAUUGCGCUUCACAGAGAAGCGCUGGCUUUGCUCCCUGUCAGUCACACAGAUCGGUCCAUGUCAUUGAAUAAUCUUGCGAGCCAACUCUCCACCUGCUUUCAUCACAGAGGCAACGACGAAGACCUGAAUCAAGCUAUUGCAUUCCAGAGGGAAGCACUGGCUUUGUGCCCUGUCAGUCACACAGAUCGGUUCAAGUCAUUGGGUAGUCUUGUGAAUGAACUCUCCAUCCGCUUUCAUCACCGAGGCGACGACGAAGACCUGAAUCAGGCUAUUGCACUUCAGAGGGAAGCGCUGGCUUUGUGCCCUGUCGGUCACACAGAUCGGCCCAAGUUAUUGAAUAAUUUUGUGAGUGGACUCUCCACCCGCUUCGAGCACCGAGGUAAUGGUGAAGACCUCAAUAAGUCACGCGAGCAUCUCCACUCAGCAAAUAUUAUCUCUGGAGGUUUGCUACAUCGCCUACGAGCAAGUCUACGCUUGAUUCACCAUGCUAGUCAACAUUCACAUGGUACUGAACUGGAGGCAUAUGCGACUUUCAUGCGGACACUUACAUCCUCAGUGUCGUCUUGUUGUAAUGUCAUGAAGGGAUUCCCAAGUACACUUGCCGUGAAUGCUGCGUCAUGUGCUCUUCGUAGUGGUGACGUGUGUCGUGCUGUUGAGCUGUUGGAACAAGGCAGGACUCUCAUCUGGACCCAGAUGACACGACUGCGCACUCCUCUUGAUAGCCUCCAGACUCGCGGCGAUCAUGCAGUGGCCUUGAUGAAGAGAUUCAGAGAUCUCAGCUCCCUCCUCGGUAAACCUCCUGCGAGCCAUCUAGAAGGGACUCCAAGAGUUGAUGUAGAAGCAGAAGCAACCCGGUAUAGACGUCUAGUGGAGGACUGGAAUAGAGCUGUAGAGGAGAUCCGGAAGAUCGAGGACUUCUCUCGCUUCUUACUUCCUCCCAUGUUCUCCGAUCUUCAAGAUGCAGCUCGUGAUGGGCCUAUCAUCGUGCUCAUCGCCAGCAAGUCGUCUUGCGAUGCCAUUAUUAUCCCACACAAGCAACCUCCGACUAGUAUUCAACUCUCUACUAAUCUUGAGAAACUCCAGAUGUUGGUGAUCAAAUUCCAACGCACAAGUAGACCAGCACUGACAAAAGCCUUGAUGGAGUUGUGGGACGACAUCGUCCGCCCAGUGGUCGAGAAUCUGGGCAGAUAUGCAUGA
Molecule: messenger RNA, 1287 nt
Organism: Suillus subalutaceus
Lineage: Eukaryota; Fungi; Basidiomycota; Agaricomycetes; Boletales; Suillaceae
Exons: 3
Molecular function (GO): protein binding
Source: RefSeq, a predicted model, not a curated record